Molecule: messenger RNA, 1753 nt
Organism: Morus notabilis
Lineage: Eukaryota; Viridiplantae; Streptophyta; Magnoliopsida; Rosales; Moraceae
Product: VAN3-binding protein
Exons: 5
Coding region: 74-1267 (397 amino acids)
Biological process (GO): auxin-activated signaling pathway; phloem or xylem histogenesis; leaf vascular tissue pattern formation
Source: RefSeq, a predicted model, not a curated record
AAGCAUUUUGGUUAAAUAGAAGAAGAAGAAGAUUUCACAAUAAAUCUGUUUGUGUGAAGAAGACACAUUAGUAAUGAGCAAGGGAAAAAAAAAAGGAAAAAUGGAAAGUGAAUAUUUUUCAGCUUGGAGGACUACUUCAUUGCAGAGUCUUAUGGAUGAUGAGGAAGAUGAGCUACAGAAAGUUACAUCCUUGCCUGCUAUACCUCAACCAAAGACACCACAUGAGCCCAUGGAAUUCUUGUCAAGGUCAUGGAGUAUUUCGGCUACCGAAAUUUCGAAGGCUCUGGCUCAAAAACAGAAGCAAUUUUCACUUGACAAGAAUCUUGAUAUGAUAGUCCCGGAAGCAGUUGCUUUGCCACCAUUACCACCUAAGGGUACAAAGUCUUCUAACGCUAGGAGGACAGUGUCAAUUGGAAAGUGGUUCCGACAAAAGGAGACUAGCAGCGACACAUUGAACAAGAAAGACAAGGCACGAUUGGAGAAUGCAAGAUUGCAUUCUGCUCUCUCCAUAGCGGGACUUGCCACGGCCUUGGCUGCCGUAGUCGCGGAAGAAAACUCUGGUAGAUCGCGUUCGAAGAUGAGCAUGGCUUUGGCGUCAGCCACAGAACUUUUGGCAUCACAUUGCAUUGAAAUGGCCGAGACUGCUGGAGCUGAUCAUGACCGUGUUGCUGCCAUUGUCAGAUCAGCUGUGGACAUCCGCAGUCCCGGGGAUCUUACGACUUUUACUGCUGCAGCCGCAACUGCUUUGCGAGGGGAAGGUGCUUUGAAAGCAAGGCUGCCAAAGGAAACUAGAAAGAAUGCUUCUAUAAGUCCCUUUGGAAAGGGAAUGGCUGAAACUAAGCCUGCAGCUUCAUUUGGUGGUCAAAAGGAGGAUCCAGGUUCUCAGUUGGCGGGCGACUUAUUGCAACUUACACGAAAAGGAGUUUUGCAACCGAAGCGUGUGUCUGUCUACAUCAACGAGGAUUUUGAGGUCAUAAUCAAACUCAAGAAUAAACAUGUUGUUGGAGCCUUCUCAAAAAAUAACAAAUGCAUUGUCUAUGGAGUCUGUGACGACAUUGCUGCGUGGCCCUAUAAAAGAGAAUGGGAAAUUUCAGAAGAACUCAUCUUUGGUCUGAAAACCGCACAAGGUCUUCUAGAGUUCAAAUGCAAAAGCAGGAUCCAUAAGCAGAGAUGGGUUGAGGGGAUACAAAGUCUCCUUCGCCGAGUAAGCAACGUCGACGAGACUGAGGGCUCUCUGGGAUUUUUAUCCAUCAGCUCUAGUAUAUGAUUCCCUUGUGUACAUGUGUAGCACGAAAAAGUAGGACAGAAAAUAAACCUCUAUGCAGACGAUACUUCUAUUACAAGAGAAGAGAAGAUUUGUACCAAGGAAUAGAUUAGGAACCACACAAUUUUUCUGGCUUCUUAUGUUCAGUAAAAGAGUAUGAUCAUUUUUUUUUUUUUUGCUUGAAAAUACAUUCUGUCGCCAAUGUUUGACCCUUGAUAAUCAGCUUGUGGGAAUCAAUGAACAAGGCCAACAUCAGAAGAAGAAGAAGAAGAGGAAAGUGGUCAAUAAGUUUAUGUAUACUACAUUACAGUUUGAGGUGUGAAUAAUCUGAUAAGAACAUUUUGAAUGUAUGAAACACAUUCAUUGAGGUAUGUUAGACCUCCUUUUGAGUCCUUUCUUUCUCUCUCUUUUUUUUUUCUCUUUUUUUUCUUUUUUUUUUUUGAGGACUACACUUGGAGCUGAUAGAAUGAUUGAAUAACUCCCUUUUAU